ACCAGGCCACCUUAGGUGUGCUUGCUAUUUGCUUAACAGGGUUUAAUGCAUGCAAGUCCGUGUUCUCCUGUUUGCCCCAUUUAUAAAUUCAUUACAAGGAAGUUAGUCUCCCACUGUGAGCAAACGUUCCUCAUUCAGCCAUGCACAAUAGAAUAAUUUCACAUUCAGUCAAGAAAAAUGAUAAACAAAUCAAUCCUCUCCAGGUGUUUAAAUCUUGUUGCUUGUUCUUCCUAUACAAGAUUCCCUGAUUUUCCUUUAAAAUAAGGAAAGCACACAGGAUAACAGCUUCCAAUUUCACAUAAACUGUGUACUGUAGGAUAAUUGCUAACAGAGCAUUGCUGGUCUUGCUUCACACCUUGUUAGCACUGCAAUUAGCUUUCUUUACAUUUACUGAUUGCUGUUUUGCAUAUUUGACUUAAUUCUAUCUUGUUUUAAAGCUUAUAGGCCACUGUCUUGUAGAAUUGUUAUAAAUUGUGUCAGUAGGCCUACAGGCAAUCAUUUCAACACAAGUUUCUGGACAAAGCUGAACCUGAAGAGUUGGUACACGCUACAAUGUUGGAUUUGGUCUUUAUAUUUAUUUUUGUGCAUGGAUGUACUUCACGGCCAACUGAAAACUUAGGGGACAUUGCUAUCACAGCAGAGGAUCCAACCCAAAUAAGAUAUGAAGCUCUCAGAAGACUGUUAAAAGUUUUUGGAAUUGAUGACCCCCCACAUUCUAUACAUCAUAUUAAGCAACCCCCUCAGUAUAUGAUUGAUCUUUAUAAUACCAUUGCUGAUGCAGAUGGUGUUACCAAGGAUCCCAAUCUUCUAGAGGGAAACACCGUUAGAAGUUUCUUUGACAAAGUUCACAGUGACCAGUUGUAUUUCCUGUUCAACCUUUCGACCGUGACUAAAAAUGAGAAAAUUCUAACAGCCGAACUGCAUCUCUUCAAACUGAAACCGAGGCCUACCGAUUACUUUAAUUUCAGAAGGCAUCACUUCUGCCAGAUAAGUGUGCAUCUUGUUUUGGAUAAAAAUAAAAUGCACUUGCCUCAAGGAAGAAAACUGCUGUCAUCAAAACUUGUUCCAAUCUAUUCUCCUGGAUGGGAAGUUUUUUCCAUUACGCAAGCUGUUCGCAUUUGGAAUGACGAUAGCAACAAUCAGGGUAUUCUUGUAACAGUGAGAAAUCUUGGAGGAGGACCAACUGAUGUUAAUAGUAUCCACUUUGCUUCAGGAAAAGACCACCAUGAAAGUAAACAGCCCAUGCUUGUUCUUUUCACUGAUGAUGAAACAAGAGGAGCUGUGUCAUUUAGCAACCAGCCAGAUAACAACCAAUUGUCAAUACCCAACGAACCUUAUAUCUCAGCUUCAAAUAGAACCAGGAUGGCUAGAGCUGUACAGGAAGAUGGGCACAUGCCCUGCCAGAGACAUCCUCUCUAUGUCGAUUUUGAAGAGAUUGGGUGGUCAGGAUGGAUCAUCUCUCCAAGAGGAUACAACGCUUAUCAUUGUAAGGGAUUAUGUCCAUUCCCACUUGGAGAAAACAUGCGACCCACCAACCAUGCAACAGUGCAAUCUAUAAUUAAUGCACUAAAACUAACACAAGGUGUCAACAGUCCAUGCUGUGUUCCUGACAAACUUUUCUCUAUAAACUUGCUUUACUUUGAUGAUGACGAAAAUGUUGUUUUAAAACAGUAUGAUGAUAUGGUGGCUGGUAGCUGUGGAUGUCACUGAAGAGGGAAUAUAUGAAAACAACAGUACAUUGUAAGUAAUAAAUGAGCAAAUAAUUUUUCAUACUGGGGCCCUUACAGAACUGGGCAGAUUCACAGAUAUUUUAAAAUCUUUUCUUAUCAGCCUAGUGAACUAAUGUGCUCAUGCUAAUAAUUAUAUGUUUAAACUUUUAAAUGGGCACAGUAGAAAGACUGUUACCCCUUGAAUGCACACGCUAUUUACCCCAUGAUAUUAAGUGAUUAAUUUUACGUGUGUGUGUUGCAUUUUCACCCUCUGACUUCCAGCUAGAGUAAACUGGUGAGAUUUUGGUUUCUGGAGAUUUUCUGCAUUGUCAGUCAAAAUAACAUUAUUUACGCAGUAGAACAUUAUCUUAAUUUUGUGUAAAAACACUGCAGUAAUAAACACUAAAUCUCAUUAACUUGCUUACUCUCUGUCGGUAGGUCAAAUAAUUAAAUUAAAAUACAUGUAACUUACUAUAAAACUAUUUAAAAAAACACUGAGUUAUCCAACUAAUUUUAAUGUAUAAUAUUGAUGUCAUAUUUUAUGUUUUUGCAUUUUUUUAUAAUUUAAGA
This is a messenger RNA of Rana temporaria (common frog), 2279 nucleotides long. RefSeq names its product bone morphogenetic protein 2-like. Gene Ontology annotation, biological process: SMAD protein signal transduction. The record is from RefSeq and is a predicted model, not a curated record. Gene Ontology annotation, cellular component: extracellular region. Bases 553 to 1710 code for a protein of 385 amino acids. NCBI's taxonomy places the organism in Eukaryota, Metazoa, Chordata, Amphibia, Anura, Ranidae. Gene Ontology annotation, molecular function: cytokine activity; growth factor activity. The transcript has 5 exons.